Molecule: messenger RNA, 954 nt
Organism: Sander lucioperca (pikeperch)
Lineage: Eukaryota; Metazoa; Chordata; Actinopteri; Perciformes; Percidae
Product: low affinity immunoglobulin gamma Fc region receptor II-like
Exons: 6
Coding region: 55-954 (299 amino acids)
Biological process (GO): cell surface receptor signaling pathway
Molecular function (GO): transmembrane signaling receptor activity
Source: RefSeq, a predicted model, not a curated record
CACCAGAAGUACUCGACACAGGAAGAGGAAGUUCUUACCUACAUCACACAGUCAAUGUGCUUCUCAGACAGUCAGCAGCAAGACACCAUGGAGGUUACAGCUUUCUGCAUCACACUGAUGAUGAAUGCGUUGAUGUUGCUGGUUGCCCAUAUUCAGCAUGGUUAUCCUCAGACACCUGUUUCAGACGCAGCUUUUCGUAUUGUUCCAACCAGACUGCAGCUUUUUGAAUACGAGUCUGUCCACUUUACCUGUGAGGGGUUUAAUGUCCUAGCUGGGUGCAGAGUGAGAACCAUCAAGGAAUUAAUUCCAGCAUGUUCAAAUGAUAUAGUAAAGUCAACAGUGACCUGCACCAUUGACUUUGCCUUUCCAUCAGACAGCGGAGAAUACUGGUGUGAAGCUGGAGGAGGAAAGAGAAGCAACACUGUCAUCAUCACUGUCACCGCUGGUUCUGUGAUUCUGGAGAGUCCUGCUCUUCCUGUGAUGGAGGGAGAAGCUGUAACUCUGAGCUGUAGAACCAAGUUGACUUCCUUCUCCAGUCUCAUCACCAAUUUCUAUAAAAAUGGCCUCCUCAUCGGGAGCAGUCCUACAGGAAACCUGACCAUUGAAAGUGUUUUCAAGUCUCAUGACGGCCACUACAAGUGCAACAUCCCUGGAGCUGGAGAAUCACCAGAGAGUUGGCUGGCUGUCAGAGAAGAGAAGUAUGAUGGCUCAGUGACACAAAGUGAGGACUCACAAUGCGCAGACAGAACAGCAAAAACCGCUUCUACCAUCUCUCAAUCACCAAAUGAGGAGUCCCUCUCCGAUGACUCUGACUCGCCUCCUCCCCAAUCACCUAAAAACCGCCCUCGUGCCGUCAUCCCGCUGUGGAUCACUUUAAUGGUGUUAAUGUUGGCGUUGGUGCUGCUGGUGGUGGUAUACCUUCAUAUGAGGAGAAGCAAAGGUGCAGAAAAGUAA